Molecule: messenger RNA, 1474 nt
Organism: Ceratotherium simum simum (southern white rhinoceros)
Lineage: Eukaryota; Metazoa; Chordata; Mammalia; Perissodactyla; Rhinocerotidae
Source: RefSeq, a predicted model, not a curated record
GUUCCAACUGCGCCUGCUUCCCAGGGAGGUGGAGAGACGCCAGCCCGCCCCUUUUCCGCCAAGAUCGAGAUGGCGGCGACGGUGAUCUUGGAGCCCGCAGGCCGCUGCCUCUGGGACGAGCCCGUGCGCAUCGCCGUGGGCGGCCUGGCCCCGGGGCAGCCAGUCACGCUGCACGCGUCCCUGCGCGACGACAAGGGCGCGCUCUUCCAGGCCCACGCGCGCUACCGCGCCGACGCCGAGGGCCAGCUCGACCUGGAGCGCGCGCCCGCGCUGGGCGGCAGCUUCGCGGGGCUCGAGCCCAUGGGGCUCCUCUGGACCCUGGAGCCCGAGAAGCCGUUGCUGCGGCUGGUGAAGCGGGACGUGCGGACGCCCUUUGCCGUGGAGCUGGAGGUGCUCGACGGCCACGAGCCCGAGGCCGGUCAGCUUCUGGGCCGGGCGGUGCACGAGCGCGACUUCCUGGGGCCCGGGGUGCGGCGGGAGGCGGUCCGCGCGGGCGGUGUGCGCGCCACGCUCUUCCUGCCGCCAGGACCCGGGCCCUUUCCUGGGAUUGUAGACAUUUCUGGAGCUGGAGGUGGCCUUCUGGAAUAUCGAGCUAGUCUGCUGGCUGGGAAGGGUUUUGCUGUGAUGGCUCUGGCCUAUUACAACUAUGAAGACCUCCCCAAGGGCAUGGAGACCCUCCACUUGGAGUACUUUGAAGAAGCUGUGAACUACCUGCUUAGUCACCCUCAGGUAAAGGGUCCAGGAGUUGGGCUGCUUGGGAUUUCCAAAGGGGGUGAUCUCUGCCUCUCCAUGGCCUCGUUCCUGAAGGGCAUCACUGCCACCGUCAUAAUCAAUGGCUCUGUGGCCAAUAUUGGUGGAGCCUUACACUACAAGGGGGAGACCCUGCCUCCUUUAGGCAUCAACCCAGAGCGCAUCAAGGUGACUAGAGAAGGCCUUGCAGACAUUUUGGAUGCCCUGAACAGCCCUUUGGAAGGACCUGACCAGAAGAGCUUCAUUCCUGUGGAAAGGGCUGAGAGUGCCUUCCUGUUUCUUGUAGGUCAGGAUGACCACAACUGGAAGAGUGAAUUCUAUGCCAUUGAGGCCUCUAAACGCUUACAGGCCCAUGGUAAGAAGAAGCCCCAGAUCAUCUGUUACCCAGGGGCAGGGCACUACAUUGAGCCUCCUUACUUCCCCAUGUGCCCAGCUUCCAUGCACACCUUGGUGGGCCAUCCUGUCAUCUGGGGAGGGGAGCCCAGGGCUCAUGCCAUGGCCCAGGUGGAUGCCUGGAAGCAGCUCCAGACUUUCUUCCACAAACACUUGGGUGGGGAAAAGGAAACAAUCUCAGGAAAACUGUAAUCUUUUAUUUGAUUGUGGGACAUCUCUGAUGCUAAUCAGUCCUGGGAAGAGCUGCCACAACUGGUGUGUAUGUGUAGUUUUUUUCUUUUUAAUAAUGACUUAGAGUUUUGUUCCCAUCACUUUUAAAACAAACUGACCA